This is a messenger RNA of Haliaeetus leucocephalus (bald eagle), 739 nucleotides long. RefSeq names its product hematopoietic prostaglandin D synthase (gene HPGDS). The record is from RefSeq and is a predicted model, not a curated record. The coding region runs from base 4 to 603 and encodes 199 amino acids. Gene Ontology annotation, molecular function: glutathione transferase activity. NCBI's taxonomy places the organism in Eukaryota, Metazoa, Chordata, Aves, Accipitriformes, Accipitridae. Gene Ontology annotation, biological process: glutathione metabolic process. The transcript has 5 exons.
AGCAUGCCACAGUACAAGCUAACAUACUUCAAUCUGCGAGGACGAGCAGAAAUCAGCCGCUACCUGUUUGCUUAUUCAGGCAAGAAGUAUGAAGACCACAGGAUAGAGGCAGCAGACUGGCCCAAAAUCAAACCAACUAUCCCAUUUGGCAAAAUCCCCAUUCUGGAAGUAGAUGGAGUUACCAUUCACCAGAGCCUGGCAAUAGCAAGAUACCUUGCCAGAGAAUCAGGUCUGGCAGGUCAGACACCUGUGGAACAGGCGCUAGCUGAUGCCAUUGUGGACACCAUAGAUGAUUUCAUGACACUGUUCCCUUGGGCAGAGAAAAACCAGGAUGUGAGAAAACAAGCAUUUGAUGAUAUCCUCACCAACAAAGCACCUGAGUUACUGAAAGAUUUGGAUACUUUCUUAGGGGAUAACAACUGGCUGGUAGGGAAGUCUGUAACAUGGGCUGAUUUCUACUGGGAUGUAUGCAGUACAACACUUCUGUCCUGUAAACCUGACCUGGCAGACAACUACCCCAGGCUUUUAGCUCUCAGAGACAGAGUGCAAGCAAUUCCAGCUAUUGCAGCCUGGAUCCAGAAAAGACCGAAGACUGUAAUGUAGAUCAGCUGUUCAGACUGGAAAAAACAAAUGCAUGUUUAGUUUUCAACAUGACAAGCAUCCUAAGUUAUUAAUUUCAACGACUCAAAUUAAUUUCAGAUGGGUAUGCUAUAUAAAAUCAAAAUCUACCACUUGUAUC